AUGGCGGUGGCGAGCGCAGAGCAUAAGUACGAGCUCAUCACCAGGCGUUUGGACGAGGUCUUGGGAGGAGAUCUUAUAAAAGGAAUACUGGCUGAGGAACGUGCACCGAAGUGCUACUGGGGAACGGCACCAACGGGUAGACCACACAUCGGAUACUUUGUACCCCUCACGAAGAUUGCUGAUUUUCUCCGAGCCGGAGUUGAGGUCACUGUCUUGCUCGCAGACGUACAUGCUUUCCUCGAUAACCUUAAGGCCCCCUUGGAGCUUGUCGCGCAUCGGACGAAGUACUACAAGCACAUACUUCUCGCCGUCUUUAAGUCGCUGGGCAUUCCGACACAUAAGCUGCGCUUCGUCGAGGGCUCCUCCUACCAGCUGACGAAGGAGUACAACCUUGACAACUACCGACUAUGCGCGAUCGUCACGGAGCACGACGCGAAGAAGGCUGGCGCGGAGGUCGUCAAGCAAGUCGAGAGUCCCCUCCUGAGUGGACUGCUCUACCCGGGCAUGCAGGCUCUAGACGAGCAGUACCUCGGAUGUGACUUCCAGUUUGGAGGGGUCGAUCAGCGCAAGAUCUUCACGUUCGCAGAGCUCUACCUCCCGCGGCUCGGCUAUGCAAAGCGCGCGCAUCUCAUGAACCCGAUGGUGCCGGGGCUCGGCGGCGGCAAGAUGUCCUCAUCAGACCCGGACUCGAAGAUCGACUUCCUGGACGCGCCCGAGGUCGUGCGGCGCAAGAUCAAGAAGGCGUUCUGCGAGGAGGGCAACGCGAAGGACAACGGCGUGCUCGCGUUCGUGGGGGCCGUGGUCAUCCCGAUCAGCGAGCUGCGCCUCGAGCGCUUGCGUGGCAAUACGGGCGCAGACGCAGACGAGGGCGCGGAGGCGGCGGGCGACCAGACGCCGUUCGCGCUCGAGGGCGCGCCCGACGGCACCGUGUUCUCUGUCUACAGGAAGGAGGACUACGGCGGCUCGCUGCACUACGCAUCGUUCGCCCAGCUCAAGCAGGACUUCGAGGAGAAGAAGCUGCAUCCAAAGGACUUGAAGACGGCGGUGGCGGAUGCCAUCGUGCGCUUGCUGGAGCCCAUCAGAAAGGCGUUCGAAGAGAGCGCGGAGUGGCAGGAGGUAGAGAAGCUCGCGUACCCGGAUCCGAACGCAAAGCCCGAUAAAAAGAAAAAGAAGGUGCGUUGUCUGUCUGUAGUGGGCGCGUAUCUCGCAUAUAAUUUCGUUGACUUACAGGAGAAAGUGUACCACCCUCCGCCUCCCGGUAAGGGCAAGAACGCUUAA
Postia placenta MAD-698-R-SB12 is the source of this 1278-nucleotide messenger RNA. RefSeq lists its product as hypothetical. The record is from RefSeq and is a predicted model, not a curated record. Bases 1 to 1278 code for a protein of 425 amino acids. NCBI's taxonomy places the organism in Eukaryota, Fungi, Basidiomycota, Agaricomycetes, Polyporales, Adustoporiaceae. The transcript is spliced from 5 exons. Gene Ontology annotation, molecular function: tyrosine-tRNA ligase activity; ATP binding. Gene Ontology annotation, biological process: tyrosyl-tRNA aminoacylation.